AUGUUGUAAAGUAAAUCUUUAAAGGAGAGACUGAAAUGUAAAAUAGAAUUUGGUGAAGACGAAGAGAAGCCAGAAAUAAUUAGUUUGAGUGUUGUAGAUGAUGCUAUAAAAUUUGAGGAUAGAUAUGAAUCAUUAUAAGUUUUGGGUAAGAAUUUAAGUAAUGUAUAGGAUAGGGAGCACAUGCUAUAGUAAAAUUGGCAAGAAGAAAAGAAACUAAUGAAUUGUAUGCAGUAAAAAUAACAAGAAUGAAUAAUGAGGAAAUAUAUAAUAAUGUGAAGAGAACAUUUAAUAAUGCUCGUUGUUUGAGACAUCAAAACAUUAUUUAGGAGAUAGAAUUAUUUAUAAAUGAAAAAUAUUGUAGUGCAUGUUUGGUUAUGGAAUAUUGUCCAUAUCCAACAUUAGAAUCAAUUUUAAUAGAAAGGAAAACUUUAAGAGAAGAUGAAACUAGAUAAAUUAUAAAAUAAUUAUUAACUGCAAUAUAACACAUACAUAAUAAAGGAAUAUGUCAUAGAGAUAUUAAACCAGAUAAUAUUUUAGUUAAUAUAGAGGGUGAUUGUGAAUUAAAAUUACUUGAUUUUGGUGUUUCAAGAAGAUUUUUAUAAAAAAAUUAGUAAAUUGAAAUGCUCACUAAAACAGGCAAUAUAUAUUACUGCGCUCCUGAAAUUUAUCAUUAACCUCAUUAUUCUAAAGAAAUAGAUUUAUGGAGUAUAGGAGUAAUUAUGUUUUAAUGUAUGACUGGUGAAUUGCCAUUGCAUUCAAAUUCAAUUAAUGAUUAAAUUUAAUUAUUAUAAACACCAGAAUAAUGGAAUUUCAAAAAUAAAGUUAAAGAAGAAUCUCUUAGUGCAUAAAAUCUAUUAUUUAGACUUUUGUCAGCAGAUCCAAAAAAACGGAUUACUCCAAUAGAAGCAUUAGCUCAUCCAUUUAUAGAAAAGAAUCAAAUAUAUUCUACUAUUGCUAUGUUUUCAUCAACAAAAAUUAUUGAUGAUGAUGAAGGAUUAGUUAAUAAAUGUAAAUCUUUAUAGACAAGUUUAUCUAUAAAUUAAAAAUAGAAUUUGCAUAGAGCAUUAAAAACUUUACAUCUUGGAUUAGAAUAUUAAGAUAUAGUUAUAGAAGAUUUAAUAUAUGAACUUGGUAAUAUUCAUGUAGUCUAAAAGAGAAAUGGAGAAAAUUAUCCAGGUUUAAUAUAAUUAAUUAAUUCACUUGGUAAUAGUUCAGGUAAUAAUUAAAUUGAAACAAAUAAUAGUAAUGGAAAAUGCAAUUUAGGGAUAGGAUCUUCUCAAAGUAUAUGUAAAAAAAUAAUCUAUAAUUAUAAGUAUCAGUUGAAAAUUAGACAUAAGAUUGUUUUGGAGAUCUUUGUAAUAUCUAAUCCAGUGUUGAUCUUGGUAAUACAGGAGUAAAUUAAACUUAAUUUGAAGAGAAGAAAAGAAAUCCACUUUAGUAAUUUGUAAAUUAGAUUGGUGGAAAAGUAGAAUGUAGUAUUGAUAUCAAUUUAACUGACAGCAUUCAAGAAAAUGGUUCAAUUAAUAGAUAAAAUCAACUUAUUUCAACUCUUGAUCUUUUGGGAAUGAAAGAAUGUGAUGAAGAAGUAGAAAAUACAAUGUGA
This is a messenger RNA of Paramecium pentaurelia, 1603 nucleotides long. Lineage: Eukaryota; Ciliophora; Oligohymenophorea; Peniculida; Parameciidae. The record is from the annotation of a GenBank genome assembly.